AUGUACUGGGCUGCUGGCAUCGCUUCUUCCCGGCCGUGUGUGGUUGAACUCGGGCGUAAUCACAGCCUGCCUCUCGGGCUGUGCGGCUCCGAGCAGCAGCAGUCUUUAUAUGGCUAUAUCAUCGCCUUCCCUUUGCAGGACUACGGAGGCAUCAUGACGGCUCUGGGCUCGGACUCCUGGUGGAAGAAGACCCUCUACAUCACCGGGGGGGCCCUGCUGGCUGCUGCAGCCUACCUACUGCAUGAACUGCUCGCCAUCAGGAAGGAGCAGGAGUUGGACUCUAAAGAUGCCAUCAUCCUCCAUCAGUUCUCCAGGCCAAAGAACGGUGUGCCCAGCCUGUCACCCUUCUGCCUCAAAAUAGAGACGUACCUACGCAUGGUGGACCUGCCCUACCAGAACUACUUUGAUGGGAAGCUGUCGCCACAGGGGAAGAUGCCCUGGCUCGAGUACAACCACGAGCAGGCUUCAGGGUCAGAGUUCAUCGUGGACUUCCUGGAGGAGAAGCUGGGCGUCAACCUCAACAAGAACCUCACCCCACAGGAGAGAGCCGUGUCCAGAGCUGUCACCAAAAUGGUCGAGGAACACCUGUACUGGACAAUAGCCUACUGUCAGUGGGUGGACAAUCUGGAGGAAACCCAGAAUCUUCUGGCGAUGAGCGGCCCUCUGAGCGACACGCUGAAGUGGCUGCUGAGCCAUCUGAACGGCAGCAUGGUGCGCAGGGAAAUGUACGGCCACGGCAUCGGACGCUUCUCAAAGGAGGAAGUCUACGCCUUGAUGGAGAAGGACAUGAGGACACUGGCCACCUUGCUGGGAGAUAAGAAGUACUUUAUGGGUUCUAAGAUGUCGACAUUAGACGCCACAGUGUUUGGGCAUCUGGCUCAGGCCAUGUGGACCCUACCUGGGACACGACCAGAGCAACUCAUUAAAGGAGAGCUGAUUAACCUGGCCAUGUUCUGUGAGCGGAUGCGGAGAAAGUUCUGGCCUGAGUGGUUUGUGGAGGUGGAGGAUAUUUAUUAUGACGGAGACAGUGAGAGCAGCAGCGGCGGUGGCGGCUCCCCUACAGGCCUGCUGGACUUUGGCCUCUUCUCCAGGACUGACACUCUGGAAGACAGCGACGCCAGCAGCCACUCGGCCGGACACACACACUCAAACACACCUGACUCCGAGCCCUCGCUCUUUGACUCAGACGUGGGCACGGGCUCUGACAAUGACAUUCAGCUCAAGGAGGAGAUAAUGCCCGACCUGGAAGUUUGA
Molecule: messenger RNA, 1254 nt
Organism: Scomber japonicus (chub mackerel)
Lineage: Eukaryota; Metazoa; Chordata; Actinopteri; Scombriformes; Scombridae
Gene: faxcb
Product: failed axon connections homolog, metaxin like GST domain containing b
Exons: 6
Coding region: 1-1254 (417 amino acids)
Cellular component (GO): cytoplasm
Source: RefSeq, a predicted model, not a curated record